Cladophialophora psammophila CBS 110553 is the source of this 783-nucleotide messenger RNA. RefSeq lists its product as uncharacterized. The record is from RefSeq and is a predicted model, not a curated record. Lineage: Eukaryota; Fungi; Ascomycota; Eurotiomycetes; Chaetothyriales; Herpotrichiellaceae. Gene Ontology annotation, molecular function: NADPH dehydrogenase activity; NADP binding; FMN binding. The transcript is spliced from 2 exons. Gene Ontology annotation, cellular component: intracellular anatomical structure. The coding region runs from base 1 to 783 and encodes 260 amino acids.
AUGGGCGGCCCGCAAGAUUCUUGGGAUGGGAAAGGCUCGGCUGAUGACGGCGGCUUUUGCAUUCCGCGACAGCUAACUAUUCCUGAGAUUCAGGAAGUCGUUAAAGCCUUUGCUGCGAGUGCCAGGCGGGCAGUUGAAGCUGAGAUCGACGUCAUUGAGAUCCACGGCGCUCACGGCUAUUUAAUCUUUCAAUUCCUGAGUCCGAUCACGAAUCGCAGGUCGGAUGAUUACGGCGGUAGUUUCGAGAAUCGAACUCGUCUACUGGAUCGAAGUUAUUCGUGCUAUACGCGCCGAGAUACCAAUGGAUGGGGGAGACUGAUCUGGGCGAGAAAUAUGGUAGCUGGGACGUACAAAGUACCAUCAGACUUGCAGCUCUUUCUACCUUUGCUCGGCGUCGAUCUACUCGAUGUCAACAGUGGAGGAAAUCACCCGCAACAACGGAUCCAGAUGAUGUCUUCUAGCGAUUACCAGACAAAAAUCGCUUGUCAUAUACGACGCACGCUGAAGGAAGCCAACUCGAAGCUACUCAUCGGUGCGGUCGGCCUCAUUACUCAGGCAGUGCAAGUCAGGGAUAUCGUCGAUGACGGAUCUGACAAGAGUACCAGGGAUGAAUCUGCCCUCGCAAAAGACAUGACUAAUACCAGAGGUAAAGAACCGAUGGCUGAUGUGAUUCUCGUUGCGCGGCAGUUUCUGAGAGAACCCGAGUGGGUGCUUAAGGUUGCCUGGAAACUAGGGGUCGAGGUCGCAUGGCCCAAUCAAUUUUGGAAAGUGGGGUUUCGAUAG